This is a messenger RNA of Xenopus laevis (African clawed frog), 1215 nucleotides long. It is a transcript of the gene hadh.L, whose product is annotated as hydroxyacyl-CoA dehydrogenase L homeolog. Gene Ontology annotation, cellular component: mitochondrial matrix; mitochondrion. The record is from RefSeq and is marked provisional. Gene Ontology annotation, biological process: fatty acid beta-oxidation; fatty acid metabolic process. Lineage: Eukaryota; Metazoa; Chordata; Amphibia; Anura; Pipidae. Gene Ontology annotation, molecular function: NAD+ binding; oxidoreductase activity, acting on the CH-OH group of donors, NAD or NADP as acceptor; (3S)-3-hydroxyacyl-CoA dehydrogenase (NAD+) activity.
CACUGACUCACUCGGGCAGACAUGGCGUCCUCCAGCACAAGACAGUUACUUGCACGCUGUAUGUCUACAGCUCCGGCCGCGGCCAAGAAGCUCGCCAUCAAGCAUGUGACAGUGAUCGGGGGCGGCCUGAUGGGAGCGGGGAUAGCGCAGGUGGCUGCAGCUACAGGUCACACAGUUGUGCUGGUGGACCAGACAGAUGACAUCCUAAAAAAAUCUAGAAAAAGCAUUGAAGACAGCUUGAAAAGAGUAACAAAGAAGAUGUUUUCAGAUAAACCUGAGGCUGCUUCUCAGUUUAUUGAAAAAAUCCUUGGAAACUUUGCAACCAGCACAGACCCAGCAGCUGUUGUGCACAGCACUGACCUUGUGGUUGAAGCCAUUGUGGAGAAUUUGGAUGUGAAGCAUGAGCUCUUCAAAAGACUAGAUAAAUUUGCCCCUGAGCAUACUAUAUUUGCUAGCAACACCUCAUCAUUGCCAAUUACAGAUAUAGCAAAUUCCACAACCAGGCAGGACCGGUUUGGUGGCUUGCAUUUCUUUAACCCUGUGCCAAUGAUGAAGCUUGUAGAGGUGAUAAAGACACCAAUGACAAGCCAAACAACUUUUGAGUCCCUCAUGGAUUUUAGUAAAGCUCUUGGGAAAACACCAGUGUCAUGCAAGGACACCCCUGGCUUUAUUGUUAACCGCCUUCUUGUGCCAUACCUAAUGGAAUCUGUCCGACUUUACGAGCGAGGGCAUGCAUCAAAAGAAGACAUUGAUGUUGCAAUGAAGCUGGGAGCUGGCUAUCCUAUGGGUCCUUUUGAACUGCUGGAUUACGUUGGACUGGACACCAGUAAAUUCAUUAUUGACGGAUGGCAUCAGAUGGAGCCAGACAAUCCUUUGUUCGCACCGAGUGAAUUAUUAAAUAAGCUGGUUGCUGAGAAGAAACUUGGCAAGAAGACAGGAGAAGGAUUUUAUAAGUACAAAUGAAUGUAACACCACUUCGCUCUAUUUUGUAACUGUGUGGCGACUGUGAGACGUCGGGUCUGUUUUGCUAAUUAACACAGAAUUGCUGUCGUACUCUCGCCACAUAACAGAAAUUUCUAUUGAUCUGAUUUUUUUGAUUGCCGUCGUAUCGCUCAGUAGUGCCUUGGAGCAAGGGUUUGAAUCCUUUUCUAACGCCUUAAGAAAAAGUUACAAAUAACUAAUUUGCUGGUUUAAUAAACGUUGCUCUGCUCACAA